GGCUGGCCAGCAGUGCUGGGGUGCGGGCAGAGGCUGUGGGACUGUGUCCUGCAGCCUCCCGGGGAGGCACGAGGUGUUAUCCAGUGAACCCUCUUGCCGUAUGCGCCUGGGGACGUCUGCCCUGGCCAGAGCGACCGGACGGGGCCCUGGGAAGACACGGCCGAGGCCUCGGUGACUGGCGUGAGACACCGAUGCCGAGCACAAGAUGAGAGAUGGGGGGAUGGAGCGGGCAGCGGUGUCGUGGUAACCCCAGACGUGGGGCGAGCGCCGUGGGUGAGGAUGGCCUGUCGUGACAUCCCCCAGUGAUGGACGGUGAAGUCCCCGAGUGAUGCAUUCUGGUGUCACCGAGGGAUGGACUGCGAUGUCACCGAGGCGUGGAUUGUGACCAGGCGUCCCUCGCCGCUUAUACUCGGGCGACGAGUCUCAGCCAGCCAGCCAGCUCGUGCCCGCACUCCAGCUGAGCGAGUUCGUGAGGUCUGGAGUGUUGAGCGAGGCCUUUGGUGCUGGUGUCGUGCUCGGGGAGCUGUUCGUUGCAGCUCUCCGUGUCCAACCCCAGAGCCGUCAGAGGAUUUUCCCCAGCCCGGCCCUGCCAGGUUCGGGCAGCCGGGGCACCCAGGAGGCACGCUCGCAGCAGCAGAGCGCGACAGCUGCCGCUGCAGAGGCGGUGAUGGGGAGCGACUCGACAUCCCCAGCUCCCCCCAGCCCACCACAGCACGUGGAGAGCAUGGCCGCGGAGCCGGACAACCGCUGUCCCAUCUGCCUGGACAGCUGGGAGGAGGCCAGCUUUGCCAUGCCGUGCCUCCACCAGUUCUGCUAUGCAUGCAUCCUGCGGUGGGCUGAGAGCAAGCCCGAGUGCCCCGUCUGCAAGAGGAGGAUCAUCUCCGUCGUGCACUCGGUGUGGGCGGACGACGACUCUGAGGAGAACGUCAUCACACCAUCUACAGCAUCGGCAGUCGUCGGCCGCCAGGCAGGAGGGGCUCUCGGCCGUCCAGCUGCCCACAGCCCUGCAGCAGCAGAACGACAGCCUGUGGAGAUCCAGCUGCCUGGGGCUCCUCCGGGCGGCCUGCGGCCCAACACCUGGGCAUCCCUUUUCCGGGACCACCCAGCUCUCCUCCAGCCCCUUCUGACCUGGGUGCGUCAGGAGCUGGGGCGGAUCUUUGGGAACGGGCGUUCGCAGGCAGCCGUAGUGGAGGACCUCGUCACGCCCCUCCUGGUCCUCUUUGGGCUGGAUGAAGACCUACUGGUCCAGCUGCUGAGGGCCACCCUCCAAAAUCGCACGGCGACGUUUGUGCACCAGCUUAUUGACGUCGCCGUGCAACGGUGCAGCGGGGAGGCCCGCCGUCUGCUGGGCCUGGAGGACGGCCAUGCUGCGGGGGGGGCGGGAGGGCAGCCCCGCGGGUGCCCCCGGCCCUGCUGCCUCCCGGCGAGGGUCUCCCACACCUGGGCCGGCCCCCUCCGACAGCCCCGAAGGAGCCAAAGCGGACGACCUCCCCAGCACCUCCGCAGCUGCCCUUCGGGGGGGUCCCGGCAGCCCUCCCCCUGCCCCCGUUCCUGUCCGCGGGGAGCAAGAAGAGCCCCAGGAGGAGCCCCAGGAGGCCGCGGCAGGUCCAUCUACGUCCAGCCGGGGCAGGGAACGCUCCCCUGGGGGGCCACGGCGAGCCCCAAAGAGGAGGGUCGGCAGCCCCGAGGCCUCUUCUCCAGCCAAGAAGAGGCCACCCCGCCAGCAGCGCUAGAAGAACGCCCCAGGCGCUGCCGAAACCAGGGCUGGGCCAGCAGCUGGGGCGUGCGCCGGCCCUCAAGGGCUCCCGGCCCUCUAAUUGUCAGGCACUAA
Molecule: messenger RNA, 1831 nt
Organism: Aquila chrysaetos chrysaetos
Lineage: Eukaryota; Metazoa; Chordata; Aves; Accipitriformes; Accipitridae
Exons: 2
Coding region: 668-1831 (387 amino acids)
Biological process (GO): protein monoubiquitination; protein polyubiquitination
Molecular function (GO): ubiquitin protein ligase activity
Source: RefSeq, a predicted model, not a curated record